Drosophila miranda is the source of this 616-nucleotide messenger RNA. RefSeq lists its product as uncharacterized. NCBI's taxonomy places the organism in Eukaryota, Metazoa, Arthropoda, Insecta, Diptera, Drosophilidae. Gene Ontology annotation, biological process: tRNA 5'-leader removal. Gene Ontology annotation, cellular component: ribonuclease P complex. The coding region runs from base 134 to 472 and encodes 112 amino acids. The record is from RefSeq and is a predicted model, not a curated record. The transcript is spliced from 2 exons.
AAACAUGAUGUUUAGAUAUCAUUUCAGUUAAAAGUACCGUACGUAGCUUUUUCGUUCAGAAAUAUGAUACAGAUUAAAUUAAAUGUGAAAACAAUAUUGAUGACUGGCGAGAUCAAUCAAUAUCGCGUGAAUCAUGAGUGACUAUUAUUAUUUUGAUGUCAAACUAAAGCUCCGCAACCCCGAGGCUAUUAUUUUCACACCCAUCUUCUUUCGUAGCUGUGUUCUAAACGCUCUAGAGAGUUUCUUCGGCGAUCUGGGAGGCAAGACCAACAUGGACAUUGUUAAAUUUUGUGACAAGCAGCAGCGCAUUGUUUUCCGUGUGCCCGAAGAGUUCUUUGAGCGGACCCGAACCGCACUGUCGUUGAUAGGCCACUACCAGGAAGUACCUUGCCACUUUCAAGUGAUAGGCACCUCUAAGACAGCUCUAGACUUCGACAAGGAUAUUUCCGAAAAAGCAGCUCGGAGAUGUUGAAAGUAAGCCAACGUCCUGUACUCCAGCUUCUGAUCAACGAUCUGACAGACACUUCCAAUUAAAAUGUAUAGUUCCCACAGUUUCGGCAUGUUAAAUCGGUUACAUUAAACAUUCACCAUUAGAUUUGAAUUAUUUUAAAAUUAA